AUGGCACAAACCUCGGGCUUAGGAGAAAUCAUUCUUAAGGAAGUUAAUGCAAUAAUCACUCAAUUCGGUAAUGUUCUUGAACCAAUCUCCAAACCUAGGGAAGAUGAAAAGGACCCUAGCAAUUCAGAAGAGAGUACCCCUAGUGAGGAGGUAGUGAAAAAUAUAUCUAGAGUGCCUUUCCCUCAAGCUCUCAAGUCUACCUCAAAAUCUGUCGGCCAACAUAUUGAAAUCCUAGAGCAUCUAAAACAAAUAAAAAUCAAUCUACCUCUCCUACAUAUGAUCUCCCAAGUUCACACAUAUGCUAAAGUCCUAAAAGACUUGUGCACUGUGAAGAGGAAACAACAUUUUAAGAAAACUAUUUUCUUGACUGAACAUGUGAGUGUUGUAAUUGAGCAAAAGAUCCCACCAAAGUAUAAGGACCCUGGUUGUCCUAAUGUCUCUUGCAUCAUCAAGAACCAUGAGAUUUCACAAGUCCUUCUUGAUCAAGGGGCUAGUGUCAACAUCAUACUCUAUGAUAUUCACUUGUCAUUAGGGCUAGGAGAGAUGAAAUCUACAUCGAUUAACUCCAAAAUUCUCAUAAUUCUUGGUAGACAUUUUCUUACCACGGCUAAUGCUCUUAUUAAUUGCAAGAAUUGUCUAAUGAAACUAUCAUUUGGGAACAUGACCCUGAAUGUCAACAUCUUUCACAUUAUGAAGCAAUCUGAGGAGGAUGACAAUUGUCAUCAAACAUUCAUGAUUGAUGCACUCGAUUAUAGAGCAUCACCGGUGCUUAUCUCCAAUGAACUCAGUGCAAUGCAAGGAAGAUUGACAAUGCCCUGGUUGGAUGCGGGUGAAAGAAGCAAACAUUGGGGCAAGCCAACGAUAAUAAACAAGGCACUGCUUGGGAGGUGA
This is a messenger RNA of Olea europaea var. sylvestris, 891 nucleotides long. RefSeq lists its product as uncharacterized. Bases 1 to 891 code for a protein of 296 amino acids. The transcript is spliced from 4 exons. NCBI's taxonomy places the organism in Eukaryota, Viridiplantae, Streptophyta, Magnoliopsida, Lamiales, Oleaceae. The record is from RefSeq and is a predicted model, not a curated record.